Messenger RNA from Cladocopium goreaui, 935 nucleotides. Lineage: Eukaryota; Dinophyceae; Suessiales; Symbiodiniaceae. The record is from the annotation of a GenBank genome assembly.
CCGUGCCCAAAAAAUCUACGCCUCGACCCUCGACCUCACCAUGCCGCCCGGACGCGAGCGAGCGCCGUCCUCGAAGGCCAAGGAAAAACAGGAGUCGCCAACAGCCUUCACCAGCUUUCCAGACUUCUCGCGCAUCAACGAUGAAUGCUUCAACGGAGUCAAAGAAGACACCUUUUCAACACCGCGCCCGACCAGUGGCGGAAAUCGAAAUGGCGGCCUUGGCUUAGGCACCGAGAAACGCUGGGGUGUGGUGGACAACGUCUCCAUCAAGGAUUUGUUGUGGGUCUGUGACCAAACCUUUGCCAAGACUGCGCGACAAAUUUGUUCUGAGGUGCUCCAAAGUGUGCAAGGAGAAUUUGAAGCUGCCAAGGCUCAAAUGAGGCAUGACGUGGUGCAGCCCAUCACUGCGUUGACCAAUGCCCUUGACCGACUUCCCUCGAGGCUGGACGGACCUAUUAAGCGCAUCAUCGAGGCUGAGGUGAUGCCAUCCCUGGUGUCUUUCGGUCAGAGCGUGAAGCGUAUGGACGAGGAACUGAAGGCCAGCUUUGGGCAAGUGGAGAAACAAAGUGUUCAAGUGGAAGAGCUGCAGAGGCGCUCAGUGAAGGCUUGCGAACAGCUGCUGAACCACUUUGCGGAGAAUACCCAGGACCAAUUGGCUCAGAUGCGGCAGAUGCAGUCCCAGCUGCUGGAUGGCAAGAAAAGCACCGCGGGAGAUCUUCAUCAACUGCUGCAGGCCAAUCAUGACCUUCAUGGUGUCAUCGAGCAGAAGGUGGAUGCAUUGCUCUGGAAACAUACCAAGGAAUAUGCUGUGAAAGUGGAUUUCGGACAGAUGCCCAAGGCCCGAGCCGAGGAAGACAUGGCAGCGAUUUCAGCAGUCACAGAAGUGAUGCACAAGGUGGACGUGACGUUGGCGGACUUUGAUGAGAAGAUGCAGG